UGAAGCUUAGCUGCGCCCCUGUUGCCUGCUGGGAAAUGUGUUAAGCAUCCUUCCCCUUUCAGGCCCGGGCGCAACAAGACGGGCGAACUGGUAGCCCUCGAAUGCCGGGUCUUAACCGCCCAUUCGGAAGCGUGAUCUGGCACGAAAAGAGUUUCGAGAGCGUCUGGGCUCGGGGUCCACGGUGAACGUAGCUUGCGCACUAGGCCUUUCCGAGUGAGAAGGGAGACGGGGAAAAAAGCGGUGUUGGCGGACGAGACCAAGCGCCAGCUUCGAGGAGGGAGUUGUUCAAGGGGAAGGGUUGGAAAGAGUCUGUGUUAGCAAGCAUCACGCCAUGCUUUUGCCACGUUUCUAAUUAAAGAUUGACGUGCCUGCAUAAGCAUUUUCCUGUUAAAAUGUCCUUGCCUCUUACAGAGGAGCAGAAGAAAAAGAUUGAGGAGAAUCGACAAAAGGCUCUGGCCCGUAGAGCUGAGAAAUUAGCAGAACAGCAUCAGAGUGUAGGCUUGGGCUCCUCUAUCGCUUCGGGUCCUUCCGAGUGCCAGCAGGGUCCUUCUUGCCAUCUCCCCAGAGACUCUUCUAAGCUGGUGAGCCAUGGUGUCAUUUUCAAGCAACAAAAAACUAAUAAUUCAUCUCAUGGUGACCAAAGACCUCAUAAUACCCACAGUUUUCAUCUCAGCACUUUGGAGCAGGCAAAGGGGUCAUGUAAGAGGCACGAAGAGAUGCCCACCGCCUGCCUACACCACAGCCCUCCAAGUCAGAUGACUCUCACUGGGAUCUCCCCUCCUUUGGCACAAAGUCUUCCAGAGGUUUCCGGCCAGCAACUCUUGGGCUAUGAGUCAGGUCAAGGUCGCCCUCAGAUUUCACAUGGGACCAAGUCAACACCUUUUGCUAACACAGCUCAUGAGCCUUCAGCUAAAGCAAAGAGUUCCCAGGAUACUCCAGCUUCUUCUUCUGGACAUCUUCCCAGGGAUCCUGAAUCAGAGGCCAAGACAGCCAGACCCUCCACCUCAGAGCAGAAUGUUUCUGAUGUCCGUUGUAGCCCAGGGAGUGUGAUGCCCAGAACAGAAGGAAGACUCCAACAGAACUCGGGGCCCUCACCCCACAAAGCAGUACACUCCCAGGAGGGAACGUGCGUAAGGGAUGGAGACCGUUUCCAGGUGAAGAUUGGGUACAAUGCGGAGCUCGUUGCUGUGUUCAAGCGUCUGCCCAGCAGAAAAUUCGAUCCUAACACCAAGAUGUGGAACUUCAGCAUGACGGACUAUAGUGCCCUGAUGAAGGCGGUGCAGCACCUCCCCACGGUCACCCUGCAGCCUCUGGAGGGGGCCGGCAGCCUGGCUCCCACCGGCCUGCCUCCGGCUCCCUCGCUCGCCUUUGUCACAGGGCAGUGCCUGCUCAUCUCCCGGGCCCGCUUCGAGGUGGACAUCGGCUACUCACAGGAGCUGGUUGCAGUGUUUAAACAGAUGGAUUCCAGAAAUUAUGAUGCCAAGACCAGGAAGUGGAACUUUCUCUUGGAAGAGCACAAUAAACUCAUUGAAAGGGUGCGCUGCCUUCCACAAGUUCAACUGAGUCCUCUGCCCAAGACACUGACCCUGGCUUUCGCUUCUCAGAUGGCGAAGACGUCUCUUGGUCUCACGGCAGACAUCCCUGAGGCAGACCUCUCCGGAGUGGACCCCAAGCUCGUGUCUAAUCUGCUACCCUUUCAGAGAACUGGAGUCAAUUUUGCCAUUGCGAAAGGAGGCCGCCUGCUCCUUGCUGAUGACAUGGGCCUGGGGAAGACCAUCCAAGCCAUCUGCAUCGCGGCCUUCUACCGGAAGGAGUGGCCGCUGCUGGUGGUGGUGCCGUCGUCUGUGCGCUUCACCUGGGAGCAGGCCUUCCUCCAGUGGCUGCCGUCUCUGAACCCAGAGCACAUCAAUGUUGUGGUGACCGGCAAGGACCGCCUGACAGCUGGCUUGGUCAACAUUGUCAGCUUUGAUCUCCUGAGCAAGUUGGAAAAACAGAUAAAGACCCCUUUUAAAGUUGUCAUCAUCGAUGAAUCUCACUUCCUCAAAAACAUUAAGACUGCCCGCUGCCGCGCAGCUAUGCCCCUCCUCAAGGUUGCCAAGCGUGUGAUCUUACUGUCCGGCACGCCAGCCAUGUCACGACCUGCAGAGCUUUACACGCAGAUCAUCGCCGUCAAGCCCACAUUCUUCCCUCAGUUUCAUGCCUUUGGACUUCGCUACUGUGAUGCCAAGAAGCUUGCCUGGGGAUGGGACUACUCGGGCUCCUCCAGCCUGGGAGAGCUGAAGCUGCUGCUGGAGGAAGCGAUCAUGCUGCGACGCCUCAAAGCGGACGUCCUUUCCCAGCUGCCAGCCAAGCAGCGCAAGAUGGUGGUGGUGGCCCCAGGUCGGAUCAACACCAAGGCCAGAGCAUCCCUGAAUGCUGCGGCCAAGGAGAUGACCACCAAGGACCAAUCUAAAGGACAGCAGAGAGCAGCCCUCAUUCUCUACUUCAACAGAACAGCGGAAGCCAAAGUCCCGUGUGUCAUUGAGUAUAUCCUGGACCUUCUGGAAAGCGGACGAGAGAAGUUCCUAGUGUUCGCACACCACAAGGUGGUUCUGGACGCAGUCACCGAGGCGCUUGAGAAAAAGCGGGUGCAGCACAUCCGCAUCGAUGGCUCCACCUCCUCGGCUGAUCGAGACCACCUGUGCCAGCAGUUCCAACUGUCCAAGGGGCAUGCCGUGGCCGUGCUGUCCAUCACCGCUGCCAACAUGGGCCUCACCUUCUCCUCGGCCGACCUGGUGGUAUUCGCCGAGCUGUUCUGGAAUCCAGGGGUGCUGAUGCAGGCUGAGGACCGGGUGCACCGCAUUGGACAGUCGAGCUCCGUGAGCAUCCACUACCUGGUGGCGAGAGGCACAGCUGACGACUACCUUUGGCCCCUGAUCCAAGAGAAGAUCAAAGUUCUGGGUGAAGCUGGGGUUUCUGAGGCCAGUUUUUCAGAAAUGACAGAAGCCACUGAUUACAUCUACAAGGACCCAACGCAGCAGAAGAUCUAUGACCUUUUCCAGAAGUCCUUUGAGGAGGACAGAAGUGAUAAGGAGCUCCUGGAGGCAGCAGAGGCCUUUGACCCAGGAAGUGCUUCGGGAGCAUCUGGAAGUGGUUCCCAGGACCUCGGAGACGCGCUGGACGAAAGCACAUUGACAGACAGCCCAGUGAGGAAAAGGAGAUUUGAAUUUUUCGAUAACUGGGACAGCUUUACCUCUCCCCUAUAGAGGGGCAAAGAAGUAUUUAAAAAUCAUGGAAUUCAUUAAAAUAAAACGGACAUUUUAUUUUUAAAGCUUGUGCUCUUCUCGCCAUGACAGGGGGCCGGCCUCUCUGUAAUCACAGCGAGUUCCUGGGCCAAGGGUCAGCAUUUCCUCUCCAACCUUACAAUGCGUGGAUUUGUUUGGGUCUUAAUUAACCUCAGCUUCCCUGGUGGAGAAAUAGAGACAGUGGGUUGUAGUAGUGGUAAUUUAUAUUCUUUAAAUGGUGAGAUGCUUCCUACAAAAUGCCUCAAUGUGAAUUUUUAAAAUUGAUAGAGUCAACAAAUAUAAAGCACCAAAUAUGUGCCAGGCACUGAACAGGAGAGGAAAAGUGUGCCUCUGCACAGGUUGUCGUAUCAUGGGAAAGGCGAUUGUUAUACAUCCUGGGAAGAAAAGUAAAGUAAGGAGGGAAGGGAUCAGAGCAGGGGUUGAUGAGCUUUUCCUGGAUAUAGCCUGGUAUUAAAUAUUUUUGACCUUAUGGCCAAGACAUCUCCAUUGGAACAACUCAGCUCUGCCUCUGUACUGCAAAAUAACCAUAGACAACCCAGAAACAAGUGAUUACAGCUCUUUUCCAAUAAAACUCUGGGCCCUGAAAUUUGAUUUUCAUGUGUCACAAAUUAUUACUCUUUUUUAUUUUUAUUUUUAUCAUUUUUUAAUUGUUCAAAUACCGUUGUCUCCAUUUUCCCAUCGCCACUUUCCCCCACCCAGACUUAUUUUCAGUCACAUAAACAUGUAAAAACUGUACGGAGCUCACAGGCCCUGCAGAGUGGGUAGCGGACAGGGUUUGGCCUACAGACUGUAGUUUGCCCACCCCUGGUCCAGUGCAGCACCGUCCAGUGUAACAUAAGCCACGAAUGUGAGUUUCAUUCUCUAAGAGUAUUUCAGAAAAUAAAGAGGGAUCAAGUCAAUAUUUUAUUUAACCCACUAGGUUCAAAAUACUGUCGUUUAAACAUAAAACCACUAAAAUUUUC
Molecule: messenger RNA, 4246 nt
Organism: Artibeus jamaicensis (Jamaican fruit-eating bat)
Lineage: Eukaryota; Metazoa; Chordata; Mammalia; Chiroptera; Phyllostomidae
Gene: SMARCAL1
Product: SWI/SNF related, matrix associated, actin dependent regulator of chromatin, subfamily a like 1
Exons: 18
Coding region: 393-3245 (950 amino acids)
Biological process (GO): replication fork processing; DNA repair
Cellular component (GO): nuclear replication fork
Molecular function (GO): ATP-dependent chromatin remodeler activity; ATP binding
Source: RefSeq, a predicted model, not a curated record